This is a messenger RNA of Heterobasidion irregulare TC 32-1, 276 nucleotides long. RefSeq lists its product as uncharacterized. The transcript is spliced from 2 exons. Bases 1 to 276 code for a protein of 91 amino acids. The record is from RefSeq and is a predicted model, not a curated record. NCBI's taxonomy places the organism in Eukaryota, Fungi, Basidiomycota, Agaricomycetes, Russulales, Bondarzewiaceae.
AUGAGGGGUGGUGGAGAUGGGGAACGGGAAGGUGAAGGUCUAUCGAAGUCCUCUUCUCCCAAGAUACUCAUUGAAUCCUUCUUCUGCUUCCCGUGCUGCUUGUUCUUCGUCCGUGUCCCAUGGUACAGAUCAUUCUUCGACUAUAGACAUCUCGGGAGUCGAGGGGAUAGAGGGUUUAGUGGAGGGUGUUUCUUCAUAGGGUUGUGCGGCGAGAGUGUCUUCAGAGGAGAGGUAGAUGGAUUCGCUGGAAGACAUGUUUGCUGGGGGAAUGGAUAA